AAUUGGUUGACCGAAAAAUUUUCACCUUAUCUUGAAGAGAAUAUUCCGUCACUGUGUAGUGUUUAUAAAAUAUCAAUUCCACUACCUUUCCUUUGUGUCCAUUAUUGACUCUGUCGAAGUAGCCCCCACUCUCUCUCUUUCUGCGUUUCCAUCUGCAACUAUGCUUAGAAGGGAGAUAAGAAAGCUAGAAGGAAAGGUAGCGCUGAUCACUGGAGCAGCAAGGGGCAUAGGAAAAGCAGCUGCUGCAAAAUUUGUCAACAAUGGUGCUACAGUUGUUAUGGCUGAUAUCGAUCAACAUACUGGUGAAGAAGCAGCAAAAGAUCUUGGAGCCAACGCCACAUUCAUUGCUUGUGAUGUCACCAAUGAAUCCGACAUAUCUAAUGCUGUUGAUUUUACAGUCUCCAGACAUGGCAAACUUGACAUAAUGUACAACAAUGCUGGGGUAGCCUGCAACACUCCCCCAAGUAUUGUUGAUCUGGAUCUUCAAGUUUUCGACAGAGUGAUGAACAUCAACGUCCGAGGAGUGGUAGCUGGGAUCAAACACUCAGCUCGUGUGAUGAUCCCCCGUAGAACUGGGUCCAUUCUAUGCACAGCCAGUGUAACAGGAGUAAUGGGUGGGCUAGCACAGCAUACAUACUCUGUCUCUAAGUCAGCUGUUAUAGGACUUGUCCGUUCUGCGGCAGCUGAGCUAAGCAGUCAUGGAAUCAGGAUUAACAGCAUAUCACCCUUCGCGGUUCCAACUCGAUUCGUGCUGGAUGAAAUGAGUCGGCUUUAUCCUGGUGUUGAUGCUCUGAGACUCAUUGAAAUGGUACAAAAUACUGGUGUGUUAAAGGGAGCAAACUGUGAACCUGUUGAUAUAGCUAAUGCUGCAGUCUAUCUUGCAUCUGAGGACGCCAAAUAUGUUAGUGGGCAUAAUUUGGUGGUAGAUGGAGGUUUUACGUCAUUCAAGUCUUUUAAUUUCUCUGCACCUGCAACUGAUUCCCUGCAGAAGGGUUGAUUGUUAAUUGUCGAAUGCUGUUUGAGGAAUAUUGCAGUAAUAGAGGCUGACUUCUAUAAUUAUCUUUUAGAUGAUAUGUGAAUACGGUUAUAAAACAACACGUUUUGUAUUGGGAUA
Messenger RNA from Mangifera indica (mango), 1114 nucleotides. Its product is annotated as short-chain dehydrogenase reductase 2a. The record is from RefSeq and is a predicted model, not a curated record. Lineage: Eukaryota; Viridiplantae; Streptophyta; Magnoliopsida; Sapindales; Anacardiaceae. The coding region runs from base 161 to 997 and encodes 278 amino acids. The transcript has 2 exons. Gene Ontology annotation, molecular function: oxidoreductase activity.